AUGGAUGCAGUAUGUUGGGCCGUCUACCUGGACGACAGGGUCGAGAGGGAGCGCUGGAUAGAUAGAGACAGCGAACGUAUGAUUGAGUCGACGGAGCUCGCAGCAAACGUGGCACGCAUCCUCGCCAUCUGUAGACAGGUGUACGUGUGCAACUCGGGCAAGUCAUUUGCUACCAAGGUUGCCGAGUUGACAGACUCUGGCCGUGAUCGCGACCCUGAUGCGGCUAUCAUUCCGGUUCUCGCAUUCAUCGACAUUGCUGUGUCUGGGGAUGCCGAGUCGUCUCAUAACCGACGUUCGUCGCUCAACCUCACGCCCAUCUCGCCUCUCGCCCAGCCACAGCAGCAACAACAGCAGCAGCCCUCUGCCGUCUCCCCCUCUUCAACCUCCAGACGCAGUCUCGCCUUCUCGUCCGAGUCAGAAGAGCUCUUUGGUCUACACCUGCUCUCGCGCUUCUCUGCGGACAUACAGGCCCGCGAGGCUCCUCACGCCAUCAUCCCAAUCGCCAUAUUAAGAAACGUACUGCCGCCUUCGACGCAUAACUUGCGCAGCGGGAAAACCGUCGAGUCUAGCCCGUCAACGAAACCGAGCUCGAAACGACCGGACGACCGUCAGAUGUCGAGAUGUCUGGACGCCGGUGCCAUUGACGUCCUCGUGUCGCCUAUCGACCAGACCAGAGUCCACGGACUGCUUACCCAUGUGUAUCGGAUACGAAAAGCGGCCCAGAAGGAGAACAGUCGCUUCAUGGCAGCGUCGGGCCAGAAGAUGAGAAAGUAUUCCUGGGUAGGCGUCAGCUCGACCGCAGAUGAUGAGAGACCCUAUGCCUAUCUCAGAGAGGCCAUGGUGUCGAAAUUGAUGAAGAGAAUAUGCAAUCCGGAAGAAGCCUUGGAUGACUCGUUGAUUAGUGAUGUAUGCGUCUCGGAUGAACGCAAAGAGGAGGUCAAGGCUGCCAUUGCGGAAUGGCAUUUCUGUGCUCAUGACUUUACGGAUGAUGAACUAUUCAUGCUUCCUUUGGAGCACUGGAGGAUCAGCCCCGAGGCUCUACGGGAAUUUGUACUCUCCUGUCGCGCGGCAUACAAUUCUUUCAUACUCUAUCACAACUUUCGCCACGCUGUUGACGUCCUCCAGUCGACCUUCCACAUCCUCGUGCGCGUGGGCGCAGUCCCUCCAUUCCCCCAGGGAAGCGAACGUUGCUCCUCUGGGACAGGGAUGUCAUGUCUCCUAACCCCCUUUGACGCUCUCACCCUCCUGGUUACUGCCCUGGGCCACGAUGUUGGCCAUCCGGGUGUUAAUAACAUGUUCCUCGUCAAGCUCAACGCCCCCCUUGCUCAGCUCUACAAUGACAGGUCAGUCCUUGAGGCCUUUCACUGCGCUGCUUAUUCUCAGAUACUGCGUCGGCACUGGCCCACUGUCUUUCAAGAUACAGAACUGCGGACCCUCAUGAUAAGCUCAAUACUGGCCACCGAUAUGGGGAUUCACAAUCGCUUCAUUGACGAGCUAGGGAAACUUAGGGAGACGUCUCUUUUCGGUGGACCCCCUGAAUUAGGCAACUUUAUCAAGAAAGCCAAGGGUCAGGUCGGAUUCAUGGACAUCUUCUGUCUUCCUUUAUUCGACGGAGUUACCGAUAUCCUUCCCGACUUGGCUUUUGCUGCCAACAGCAUACGACGUAAUAGAUUUAUAUGGGGUAAGCUCAUGGAACAUGAAGAAGAGCUGGAUUCUCACAGAGCCCGCAACUGCAAUACUCCACGAUGUCUGAGCCCGGAUACGACAUGGAAUGAAUAUAGGAGGCGUUUGGUGGAGGAAGGGCCAGCGUCCAUGGGAUACACGAUACACCAUCGCUCGCCGCCGCAGUCACCGGUUCGAUCCCCACCACAGCUGGAUGGAGAGGCGGGCACGACCGCGAUAACUUCCAGGAUAGCGAAUGUAUCUGUCAUUAAUGGCCUGAACCACAUCAACCAGCCAUCCCAAAGAUCAGCCGGCCGGUCAUCAGCCCCUAAUACAACCCGCACAAUUGACUCUGGGAGCGGCUGUAGCGGUAGUGGCGGUGGAGUACGCACCCAAAGCACAAGCACAUAUACGAACAAUACACUAAUCACUCCGCUCUCUUCCACUACUCAGGCAAGCAGCGUUAUAAGCGCCGGAAGCAGCUUCGAUGAAAAGGAUGGUAAUUGUCAGUUACACCGACACCCCAACCUUAAGCCACCCGCGCAUGUUCGAGAUCAUGAUCGUGAUCGCGAACAGAUGGGCCGAAUUGGUACUGCCGUCAGUGGUGCAAGUACCGCUAGCAGCUAUACCUCUAGCCUUGGGCGGAGCCAUGAACAUGACAAUGACCCGGGCCAGGACAUAUAUGCUGACGAAAACCUUCCAGUCGACGCAUUACCUCCUACCGAUGGAGCGAGCAGUUACCAGCCCCAGACCUGGUAUGAGCGUGCUACCAAUAGCAAGAACCCACACCGUCAGGGACAGACGGGCGAGAGGCGAUCGAAGUAUAUAAGCAGCUUGUUUGAGAAAAGUCUGGUCGCCAACAAUAUAAUCAGCAACAAUAGCAGCAAUCAUAGCAACAACAACAACCGCCCAGCUGGCCUUUCAUACUCAAAGUCUGCCCAGUCGACGCCGUCUGUGCAUAAUAAUUGUCAGAACACUCGCGGUAGGCGUGGUCCAACAAGUCAUCCUCGCUCCACACCUUCUAGCCCUCCAUUAGCUCCAUCCGCCGCCCCAUUUGAUCACGAUGCAAACGAUGCCCACCUAUCCUCUCUAACGCCCAAUCAUGCAACGAUACCAUUACCUCGACGCCGAUCCCGUCUACGUCUCGCCUUUUGGCGACGAUCCAAACCUCAGGGCCCAGGACAUCCUCACUCUCCACCACAGUCAGACUCCGCCCCAUCAACCACGGCAUCAGCAUCGAGUAUGAUGAGCUCAUCCGAUCAUUAUUAG
Microsporum canis CBS 113480 is the source of this 2931-nucleotide messenger RNA. RefSeq names its product nucleotide phosphodiesterase. The transcript is spliced from 6 exons. Gene Ontology annotation, molecular function: 3',5'-cyclic-nucleotide phosphodiesterase activity. The record is from RefSeq and is a predicted model, not a curated record. Lineage: Eukaryota; Fungi; Ascomycota; Eurotiomycetes; Onygenales; Arthrodermataceae. Bases 1 to 2931 code for a protein of 976 amino acids. Gene Ontology annotation, biological process: signal transduction.